UUCGCUCGAAUUGUUAAGGAAAAAUAUGCCUCGCUACGAAGAUCGAUACGGCAGUACUACUCGCCUCUAUGUUGGUCACCUGUCCUCAAAGACUCGUUCUCGGGAUUUGGAGCAUAUUUUCAGUAGAUAUGGCAGGUUUCUGAGCCUUUGCCUAAUCUGGUGGUCAAUGGUGAGGGUGGACUUUGCCUGACCUGGUGGUCAUUGGUGAAGAGUGGACUUGGUGGAAUUUCUUGCCGGUUGUUAGAAGCCUUUGGCGAUUUUGUGUUGUCUUUGCAUGUUUUUAUGGAAUUUGCAACAAACAAACUGGUGUUUACUUCGUGUUGAGGACCCAAGUUGCAUUCACUGCAGUACGUAAGUAGUUAUGAUGGCCUUACUGUUUCUGGAACCCAUUUCCGCAGAGUACGCGAUGUGGAUAUGAAGAGAGACUACGCCUUUGUUGAAUUCAGCGAUCCACGUGAUGCUGAUGACGCAAGAUAUAACUUGGAUGGAAGAGAUGUUGAUGGGCGUCGUAUCACUGUGGAAUUUGCCAAGGGGGUUCCGCGUGGACCUGGAGGGGUUCGGGAAUAUGUGGGCAGAGGCCCUGCUCCAGGGUCCGGGCGCUGCUUCAACUGUGGUAUAGAUGGCCAUUGGGCUAGAGAUUGUAAAGCAGGAGACUGGAAAAAUAAGUGUUACCGCUGCGGGGAAAGAGGUCACAUUGAAAGGAACUGCCCCAACAGUCCCAAGAAACUGAGUGGACGUGGUCGCAGUUAUUCACGUUCGCCUGUUAGGUCGCGCUCUCCUGUUAGGUCACGGUCUCCUGUCAGGUCACGUUCACGCUCGCCCCGCCGUAGCCGUCGGAGUAGAAGUUUCAGUAGGAGCCCUAGCUACAGCCGUUCAAGGUCGCCUGCUAGAAGAGGGCAUGAUGCUGAGUACAAAGAGAGGAGAUCAAGAAGUCCGGGAGGUGAAGUCCCAGAGUCAAAGCGGGGCAGUUCUCCCUCUAUCAAAGGGAAGCGCAGCCCAACUCCUGAUAGAGAUGGUCCCAUAGAGAGAAGCCCAUCUCCUCCCCCUGCGGGCAAAGACAGCAGAAUAGAGGCAGAACAAGAUGGUUACAGCGACAGCCCCAAGGAAACUAGCUUGGGGCCUGUCAGCCCUGCGGCUAAGAGGUAUGACGAGAGCCCAUAUGAAGCUGCUGCUGCAAAUGGGCGUGAUCGCAGCACUAGCCCUAGCCCAAGGGAUGACAGGAGCCCCGUUGAAGAAGAUGAUACAGCAGCUCACUCCCCUCGGGGCAGCGAGUCGCCUUGAAUAUGUGAUGCAGCUGCAAUGAAGUUCAGGAACAGAAUCCAAUAUCAGCGGAGAAGUGUAAUGGAAUCGGAUUCACAGCCAAGAAUGGCAUAUUCAGUGCGCUGCUGCAAACUACUCACUUAAGUGGUUCACAUCACUUGAUGCUUUCUAUUCUAUUCCUGAAUUAAUACCUGAUAAAUAUUCCACAGUAGCCUCUUCAGACAACUUUCACAAGUGUAUAGAGGUUCUCUCACGUGGGGCAUCUUCAUCUUUUACACACUGGUGGGGGGAUAAACUUGGGGAGCCAGUUUCUUCUUUAUAACAACUUGUAUUCAAGGUGCAAGGUGAAGUUCCUAAGAAGGAAUGGCUACAUAUUUCCAACAAUAUCACUUCAAAGGUUAGAAUGCCUGGGAGCCUGGUGAUGCAAGAUCAGAACCUUGUUGUCACAUGAUGGUACCUGAUUUGUUCGACUACAAAUCCUUUUAUGAUUCAUGGCUUGACACCAGCUAUGGUGACAGUACUGGUCUAUAUGGAGAUCCACUAUCAUCCUCCGAUGAUAGAACCUACAAUGAUUCCUACAAAAA
Messenger RNA from Andrographis paniculata, 1844 nucleotides. Its product is annotated as serine/arginine-rich splicing factor RS2Z33. Lineage: Eukaryota; Viridiplantae; Streptophyta; Magnoliopsida; Lamiales; Acanthaceae. The record is from RefSeq and is a predicted model, not a curated record. Gene Ontology annotation, molecular function: mRNA binding; zinc ion binding. Bases 415 to 1281 code for a protein of 288 amino acids. Gene Ontology annotation, cellular component: nuclear speck. The transcript has 8 exons. Gene Ontology annotation, biological process: mRNA splicing, via spliceosome.